Molecule: messenger RNA, 2792 nt
Organism: Acipenser ruthenus (sterlet)
Lineage: Eukaryota; Metazoa; Chordata; Actinopteri; Acipenseriformes; Acipenseridae
Product: protein kintoun-like
Exons: 3
Coding region: 52-2622 (856 amino acids)
Biological process (GO): axonemal dynein complex assembly
Cellular component (GO): cytoplasm
Source: RefSeq, a predicted model, not a curated record
UUAAACUGUCAAGUGAAAAAAAACAAACUAGAAAGUAAACUGUCAGCAGCGAUGAGUUCGGGUUCAAAACUGGAAGAUUUAAAUUUAACCUCAGAUGAAAUAGACCGCUUCAGCAAAGCGUUCAAAGAUGAGAAAUUCAGAGAGCUGCUGCGCGAAUACGCUGAAGAAAUCUCCAAUCCGGAGAAUAAAAAUAAAUACGAAGAAGAAAUUACCAUGAUGGAGCAGGAGAGAGGCAUGGGUGUGAAAUUCAUUCACCCUCAGCCGGGCCACGCACUGAAAACCAGUGUUAACGGGGCUCAGAAAUGCUUCGUUAACAUCUGCAGCAACGACCUGCUGAGCAAGCCGGUCUGUAAACCGGGGAAGGCGGGCGACGGCAAAGCAGGGCAGCUGUGGUCUCUGCCAUACAGUCUGGCGCCAGGGAGAGAAGACAUGGGCGCCCGGGCGGAGAGGCACAUGGUUUAUGAUGUAGUUUUUCACCCGGAUACUCUUUACAUGGCUGGGAGAAACGACAGGUUUAAGAAAAUGGUCGAUGAGACGGCCAUCGAGGCGAUCCAGAAGCAAUUUAAUGUGAAACUGGACAAGAAAAACACCAAGACCUUGAAAACAAAGUACAAAGGCGCCCCCCACCCCACUGUCAUUCGCAAACCGCUGUCCGGUGCGAAAGAAGCGGAGCCGUCAACUGAGCCGAAUGACGAGGGCGCUUUGCAAUUCCCUUACCCCUAUGACAGUAACACACACCGUGCUGCCGGCAACGGAGCGGAGGAGAGCCGAAAUGAAGCCGGGAACGUGAAGGGCGAAAUUAAAUCAGACUCGGACGAGCAAAACAAACCCACCACCCCAACUCAUGCGAUCAAAUACAGGACUUUCGUUGACUUUCAAGAUUACCGAUACUCCCGAGACUCUGCGCCCAGCACCAGACCCAUAGAGUUGGUCAUUACCAUUGACUUGCCUUUGCUUAAAUGUGCUGGGGACGCAGACCUGGAUGUGACCGAGAACCGCUUCUUAUUGCAGUCCCAGAAACCGGCUUACAGACUGGACUUCCCACUGCCUUAUCCUGUUAAUGAAAACCAAGGGACAGCUACAUUCAUCAAAGCCAGGAAGCAGCUGGUUGUCACGUUACCUGUCCUGCCGGCGGUCCCCGAAGCCAGCAGUCAGGCGGUCUGUGAAGUGCAAAGUGAACCCGGCGGUACCGUGGAGGAGGAUCUGAGCGACAGCAACGGCACAGCGGGAUGCCGAAGCUGUGACACAAUCCCAGCCUGUGAUUCCCAGGUGCACGACAAUCUCAGAACAACUGCAAAUAAAAACACAAGCGAGCUUCCUGCCUUUCCGACAGGCGGCGUAGCCCGAGGGGAGGAAGGGGUACGUAGCGAGGACUCUAUGGAAGGAAGCGGUUCAGACGGAGAAAAAACUCUGCCAUAUGAAAGUGAUGAAGCACAACCCAUUCCCCCCGUUAAGAAAAGCGAAGUGGCAGCGGGCACGGCUCAUUACUGCGACGCACUGCCAAAUCAUUUGCAGACUCGAGUUAAAGCCGAAGCUUCUGAGAAGAGUUUGGAAGACUGCCCGUCUGAAAGCGAGCCUCGGUGCCCUACUUUCCAUUUGAGUCAAGAUAAUACGUCUGUUACUCUGUUCAUAGAUAUUAAAGGCAUUGUCCGCGAGAGCUUCAAUAGCGUGCUUACAGCUACAGCGUAUAAAGUUUCAUUUGGAACCAGCGAGCUGGAGAAGGCCUCCUAUUCACUGGUUCUCCAGUUCCCCCCUGCAUGCCAUUUACAAAGCAGUCACAGUGCUGCGGCUGUGUGUGAGCACAGCGCUCCCGUGUCUGUGGUGUUGUCCAAGUCCCCACAAAGCGUUGGCUUGUGGCAAACCUUUCGCUUUGGCAUAACAGAAAGGGACCUGCAGGAGCGUUCUUUUAACAAUAUGGAAACUACAAAUGCACUGAAACCACCUGUGGACACUCAGACAAGUCUAUACAGCCACGCUGCAAGUGAAGUGUUCCCAAAAGACAACCUUGAAACCCAGCAAGAGCCUGGCAUCUGCUUCCAAUCUCAGAACAAGUAUAACGUAAUACUUGAUGAAACACCAAAAGCUGCGUCUGUGGUCAUGUCUAAUCCCAGCGGCAAUGUGAAUGACGAGGGAUCUUCCUCUGGUGCACUCACCCAAGAGACGGGGCAGGAGGGCCACACACACGUAGCAGAGGGACUUGCCAACUCUGAUACUGCAGUCACGCCAGGGUCUCAAAUGGCCAAUGGAAAGGGUCCAGUGUUAACUAACAGCUCUGCAACAGCUGACCCACCUGCAGUGCCAAACACCAUGGAUGGAGCAACACCAAGGGAGCCAGUAUCUGUAAGCAACAACUCCCCUCCCCAUGACGCUGCAUUAGACGCCGGCACAGCUAAUACAGCACAGAAAGUGGUCCGGUUAGAGGAGAGGGUGACGCUGGGAGACGGGAGUGAGCUGGACGAGGAUGACCUGCCCGCGGAGCAGAAGGAGGGGUCAGUGGACUGCGUGUCUGCCCCGCCAGUCAUUGAGGAAACUAACAAAGAUGGAAGUGUAACGAUUAUAAGCAAUCACACCACCUGCUCUGCAUUCUCUUUUCAAAAUAACCUUUUAUUUGAACUGGACUAAGCGUGAAAAAAAAAAAAAAAAAUCUUAGUAGUGACAAACAUCUUAUAUAAUGGGAAAAGACUGCGUAGAAUACGAAGUCUGAAUUCACCGGCGAGCCUUACCCUGUAAUUGUUCUUAGUGUUGACUUACAAUAAUAAUAUUAAUGAUAAUAAAAAGUGAAUGAAAAGGAA